Molecule: messenger RNA, 1221 nt
Organism: Guyanagaster necrorhizus
Lineage: Eukaryota; Fungi; Basidiomycota; Agaricomycetes; Agaricales; Physalacriaceae
Exons: 5
Coding region: 1-1221 (406 amino acids)
Source: RefSeq, a predicted model, not a curated record
AUGUCAGCCUUUCAUGUAUUAAAAGGUCCGCCACUGCAAAUCACUUAUCCAAAGUUACUCUUCCCAUCGACAUCCUUCAUCUACGACCUUCUACGACCUUCCCACCGAGCUUCUCCAUCCGAGUGUCUGCAGGACACGGAGGGAAGCAGCUCUCUCCCACUCCAAUUUAUGGUCCACUAUCACCAUCACGACGCACACUUGGCGUUCCUCAGUUGUCGACGGACGCGAGGAAGUACUCCAAUUAUACCUCCAGCGCUCCAGAAAUCAGCCUCUUACUAUCAUCUUCCGCCGACAGAGAGUAACCUUGAUGUCCAACGUCCGGCCAAGAGGGGUGUCAAGCCAGAGUGGUGUCGGGCGCAAACCUUUGUGCCCCUUCUUCGUUCUCAUGACGUUCGGUUGAGGCGCAUUCGCCUGUCGCGCAAGCUCUGUACGGACGGGAACAUUGAGAUGCUGUUUGCUCCUAUGGAUAGUGUCCUACCCAAUCUGAGUGGAUUAAAGAAAACAACCAUCCCAUCCUUUGACCGUGUGCCCAAGUUUUGGAAUUAUUCCGGUUUCUUGAAGGCUCCGAAUCUCACAUCCCUCUCCUUCGAUGACGUUGAGGAGGGAAAUUUUAGCUCUAUUCUAGAGUCAUCGUUUCCCCGAGCCCAGAUCGUUAACGACCUUGCGCAUCAACAUGAAUGGUCUCUCGCUCACCGACAGCAGGGCGCCGAAAUCGAACCUGGUUUCUCGCUUAACAUGGAAGCUAUCAUGCAACGCCUUCACACCAAAACCAUUCAAGGACCUUCACUUCACCAACCUAGAUUCUCUUCUGAUGAUAUAUCACGCAGAAGGUCGUUUCUCAUUCCGCUUCAAGGCUACAGCACAUUACCUUCAUUGCGAUACCGAUCUCAGACAUGGAUAUCAUCAGAGUCCUGCAUGCUCUCCCACAGCUCGCAUCUCUCGUCAUCCACGACCCUAAUCCCAAAGAUUAUGAUCUAUCUGAAGGGUAUUGCCUUGUUUGCCAUAUCCCAUCAACGAACACCUCCUGCACCAGCUUACGGCGCUGCCAUCCAGGAUCUAGAUGAAAGCGCCGUGAUGGAUAUGAUCGAAUCUCGUAGAUGGUGCGAAACUCCCUUAGAACGGGCUACCCUUGAGAAACUCGAGCCGCACAUCAACAUGGCGCCAGCAACACACCAACGUCUGAGGCACCUAAGGAAGGGUAGGCUAGCAUUUUCGGAGUAG